Acanthochromis polyacanthus (spiny chromis) is the source of this 1428-nucleotide messenger RNA. RefSeq names its product HEN methyltransferase 1 (gene henmt1). Gene Ontology annotation, molecular function: O-methyltransferase activity; RNA methyltransferase activity. Gene Ontology annotation, cellular component: nucleus; cytoplasm. The transcript has 8 exons. Gene Ontology annotation, biological process: RNA methylation; piRNA processing; siRNA processing. The record is from RefSeq and is a predicted model, not a curated record. Bases 1 to 1212 code for a protein of 403 amino acids. Lineage: Eukaryota; Metazoa; Chordata; Actinopteri; Pomacentridae.
AUGGCGACCAUGUUCAGUCCGGCGCUGCACAGGCAGAGACAUCAAUUUGUUAUCGAUUUUGUCAACCUGAACAAACCCAAAAAGGUGUUGGACCUGGGCUGCAGUGAGUGCAGACUCCUCAAGACGCUCAAGUUUCACCGUGACAUUGAACUGCUGGCUGGUUUGGACAUCAACGGUGCCAAAGUCAAAAAACAUAUGCAUAAAUUGGCUCCUGUAUCAACUGACUACCUGCAGCCCAGCUAUGAUCAGCUACGCAUCGAACUGUACCAGGGUUCGGUCACACAGAAAGACUCCCGCCUUAGGGGAUUUGAUCUGGUGACCAGUAUAGAGCUCAUAGAGCACCUCUCUCUUGCUGAUGUGGAGCUCUUCUCUGCGGUGGUGUUUGGUUACAUGACGCCAGUGGCAGUUAUUGUCAGCACCCCAAACUCUGAGUUCAACCUCCUGCUUCCUGGAGUGAGUGGUUUCAGGCACAUCGACCACAAGUUUGAAUGGACCCGAGCAGAGUUCAGAUCCUGGGCUCUGAAGGUGUGUUUGGACUACGGUUAUGAGGUGGAGUUCACUGGUGUUGGACAAGCACCGCAGGAACAGCAGGACAGUGUUGGCUUCUGCUCACAGAUUGGUGUGUUUCAACGGCUUGGAGGAAGAAAUGGAUCCAACGCGUUACUUGACGAUGAGGCAGAGGACGUGUUUUCAUACACACUCCUGUACAGCGUAAACUACCCCAGCCUGCGUGACAACAACAUGUUGCGCAAGGUCCUGGUGAGCGAAGUGCUGGGCUCUGCAGCAAAUCUUAUGAGUAGAUGGUUGGAGGAGAAGACGACUGGAAACGGGGAUGGUGCUGUUCCACUGUGCCAGACUGAGGGUGGAGGGGAGGAAUUCCUCUCAGAGCUGUGCAUGGAGAUGGAAGAACAACAGACAGUAUUUUCCCUUGUCUGUACUAGGAGGUAUGUCUCUGUACCUCUGGCUGUGCUGUGGUCCUGCUGUCCCAAAGUCAGCGAGCUGAGUGGAAGUGUCGGUAAUCUCAGACAUCUGCUGAUGGGAAAUCCUGACAUUAAACUGAACCAGGACAGCUCUGCCGUGCUUAUAACUCACCAGGAACAAGACCAGGAAGAGGAAGGUGUUGACAGUGAUGUGGAGGAAAGCGGGUAUGCAGAGGCCAGCCACUACUCCCAUAAUGCUGAGCAAGAGGAAGAGUGGGAGGCAAAUGUUUGAUCUGAAGGAUGCAGCUUUGUUGUCACUAAAAGCAGGUGACUUGUUUAAAUCUAUCAAAUAAAGGUCACGAGUUGUACCAACAGAUCCCAGUUUGAUUGAAACCGUUUUGUCUGAGGGCUGGUCAAAGACUAAAAUAUCCACUGGCCACCAGAAUAUAAGUGUAUUGACAAAGAGCGACUUUGAUAUUCUACAUGUAAAUAGUACAAUAAAACUGUA